Molecule: messenger RNA, 921 nt
Organism: Chaetomium globosum CBS 148.51
Lineage: Eukaryota; Fungi; Ascomycota; Sordariomycetes; Sordariales; Chaetomiaceae
Exons: 3
Coding region: 1-921 (306 amino acids)
Source: RefSeq, a predicted model, not a curated record
AUGCCGGUAGUAUCGGAGUUGAGGUGGGCGCCGCGGGCCGGUUGCGGCUUGUUGAUUCGCUCCGCUCCGCCGGCACCUCCACCCCCAGUCCGCCCGAGAGCGCAGUUGCAGAGGGAGUUAACAAGACGUCUCCGAGUCCCCGAAACCUGGUUUUCGCCGCAGGUCGAUGCUGGACUGCGCAAUGUUGGUUUCCGCAAAUUUUGUGGCUGGUCCUCGGGGAUUCGCUGGGUAACGGCCGGGGAAUUGUCGCCGGGGUUCCUGGUUGACAACGAGGCGGGCGAAGACAACGCAGCCGCCCAACAAGCCCGGCGACUGACCAUCUAUUCGGCGGGAACUUCGGCUCGGGUAGGUUUGUUACCGCUGCUGCCUUCGCAAAAUGCCAAUGGACCGAUGCACCGUUCGGGUCCCUGCCGUGUCUGGCAUUUUUGUCCGGCACGGCUUCCAACCCUAUUUUGGCAGUCGGUAACCAAUGAUAACAUCCCCAACAACCGACACUUGAGGUCAAAGGGCUUCGCUGCACUCGCCCGGCUGUAUCAUUCAGCGCGGCUGGCUCAAUCUGAUUGCUCGGCCAGCGCCGACUCUGAUGCGGCCGACACUGGAGAUCUGGCGCACCGGGCUCCACGUGUCGCAUGCGUUCAGCCGGUCCAACAACGCUUCGGCGACUCUCGACCACCAGUCCCACCACUUGGAAACAUGUCCUCAGCUCCUAAAGGGCUCAAGACGGGGCAGGGUGUUCUGGAAGCAGCCUGUUGUGCAUCGCCGAUUCGAAAUCCUGGCUUGCAGAGCCCAGAUCGCCCUAACUCAUCGAACUCAUGCAGCAAGCAAAAACACCAAUCAUGGUCUGGUGUCGCACCAAGACCUGGCUGUGCCACGCAUCUGCCAGAUGAGGCCUCGGUCCCCACUCUGCCGAUCCAGAGCUGA